Messenger RNA from Bursaphelenchus xylophilus (pine wood nematode), 6401 nucleotides. NCBI's taxonomy places the organism in Eukaryota, Metazoa, Nematoda, Chromadorea, Rhabditida, Aphelenchoididae. The record is from the annotation of a GenBank genome assembly.
AUGUCGGACGGCGAUAUAGCUCCUCAACUGGCCAAAUUGAAGGAAGCGAACAAUAAGAUCAUCGCCACCGAUGCGAUGACCAAGCUGAGUAAUGUGUUGGCCAAUCUGAAUGCCGAGAUCAGGGCCAAUUCGAAUGAGCCGCCAAAGGAAGAGGUCAAGGUGGAGAAGACUGAGUUGGAUUUGUUGAUGGAGAAAAUUAAGCCAACCAAAUGGGGGAAGAAGAGGAAUUUUUCGAGGAUCGACAUCAGUGCCGAUAAAUGGUUUUUGACGUUGGAUAAGGAUGCGUUCCAGAAACUGGCCGAGCCUCCGUCGUUAGCCGAUGGUCUGGAGCUGAAAGAAGAGAAGGUUAGUGAUUUUUGUUUUUUUUUCUUGUUUUUUAAGAGAUAACCGAAGGAAAUCUUAGCGUUUUCACUACUCGUCGAUAUUGCACUUGAACAUCUGUAAUUUUCCAGUUUUCAACUUGAAUGGCCGUCUCCUUUCAGGAACUACGACUACUUGGAUGUGAACUGAUCCAGUCAGGCGCUAUUUUGCUUCGAUUACCACAGACAGCGGCGGCCACUGGGCAAAUUUUAUAUCAGAGGUACUAUUAUCAGAAGAGUUUUGUCCGAUACAACUUUAUUCACACCGUAAUGGCUUGUCUUUUGUUGGCAAGUCGAAUAGAAGAGGCUCCGAGACGACCAAGAGAUGUGAUCAACGUUGUAAAUCGUCUCAAACAACUUUUACAAGAUAAAAAUGGUGAUCGAAAGAGGUGGGUUGAUGGGUUAUAUUAUUUUUAUCUCUAGGCUGCUAAAUAUGGCUUUAGUAAAGUAUGAUGGCUAUUUUUAGAUGUAUUCUGAACUUUUAGGAUUAACUAGGAGUCAUUUCCUAUGAAUCACAAUAUUGAUUUUCAGAUUAGUUCACAUAAAGCUGGACAAAAAUUAUGUUGAACUGAAGAACCUGGUGAUCAAGACGGAACGACGUCUUCUCAACGUUCUUGGCUUUGUUGUCCACGUCCAUCAUCCCCAUAAAAUCAUUAUGUCAUAUGGACAUAUUCUCGGAUUAAGCCAGACCAGGAAGGACAUCCUCAUAAAAGCAUGGAAUUACAUGAAUGACGGACUAAGAACGGAUAUUUUCUUGCGAUACAAGGCCGAGACAAUAGCUUGCGCUUGCCUGUUUUUGGCGGCAAGAACAGUGGAGAAUCCAGUGGUAUUGCCCAGAGAGCCAAGGCCAUGGUAUGAGUUAUAUGACUGCACAAAAGAAGAGAUUGAAGGGAUCUCGCUGAUUCUGUUGAACCUAUAUAACAAUCAGAAGGUGAGUUAUUAUCCAUUUUGUUUUUUGUUUGAUUUUAGGCUUGUUCUGACCAACAUUUUUGAUCUAACGGAUGUUGUUGUAGAUACCCAGCUUUGGCCGUCUCUCGGCUCAUGUAGAAAAGCUCUUCAAGGCCAAAUAUGGAAAGCCAGACCCUCCUCCGACAGUACCGACAAUUACAAUCAAGGAAGAGGAGAAAAAGAAGGACGGCAGGAAGGAUAAAGAGUCAUCGAAAUCUUAUAGUAGGUCGAGGAGUGAUCGGGAUCGAAAAGAGCGAAAAAGAGACCGGUCCAAUGACAGAAACCGCUCCAGAAGUCCCAAGAGAGACAGAAAGGAGCGGAAGGACGAUAGAAAAGAUAGGGAUAGGAGGAGAGAUCGAGACAGAGACACACCACCAUCUAAAGGUGGAUAUGGUAAGUAUAAUAUAAAUUUUGUUGUUUUUUGAGUUUAGAUUGAAGCGAAUAGAAUGAAGACAAUGUGUAUGGGUGAAUAAUGCUGUAUUUCAGACAAACGUCGAGAUCGCGAUCGCCGAGACGACCGAGAUAGAUCAAGGAGAAGAUCGAAGUCUCCAAGAGAUCGAAAAUGAUCCAAAUUUGCUGCGGAAUUUAGUAGUAAACAACGUAGUAAGACAUUAUCGUCUUAUUUUAUGGAACGGGUAUUUUUCAAUUUGACAGUUAUUCUGUUAGGAAAUGAUCUUACAAUAGUUAUAACAAUUUGUUGAACGGACAUCAAUCUUUAUGCGUUUAUUGUUAACUGAAUAAAUUAUUCAUGAAAAAGUCGUGGUUUGACUGGAUUUUGUCUGGAUAUCCAAUUAAAUGCUGUUUUGAGAGAUUUUUUAUAUUAUACAUGGCCUGUUAUGUUGCACAUGGGUUUUUUUGUUAUAAUUUUUUUUACUUUGAUCUUUUAGAUGGAACAAGAGCCUGAGAAAUUGUCCAAAGCUCAACGCUACGAGAAAUUUGCGGAUACCCAAAGGAUUUUGCAAAAAUUUUGGUCGAAUCUAGUGAAAGCUGAAUUGACAGAUCCCAAAAGGCCCCUAAAAAAGCAUUACCUCGGCGUUGCGUCCUCCAAGAAUGUUCAGGAGAGUGUGAAAGACUUGGAGACAUGUGUGAGCCCAUUUGGAAGGGAUGGGAUAUUCGAGGAUGGAAUCCCCUUUUAUCACUACAAACGAUUUGUUCUCUCGGAUGUGGAUCAACGACGGCUGCAAGAGAAUGGUAGGUGAUGUUUUGUUUUGUGUGCUUGGUUUUUAGGCAGUUUAGGAUGGAUGGAAGCAUGUUUUAAUUGUGUUAUAGGCCAGAAGAUCAUUUGCAUGUCAUGGAUAAUAUAAUUUUUUAUGUUUUUACAUUCCAUUGAUGUCCAGAUUGAUCUCUUUUGACGUGUCCACUCAUUUUAGACUUCAAUAUCCUCCGAGCCCGCUUCACUUCUUCGGAAGACCGUCAAAUUCGACGAAAUUGGAACGAUUACUGUAAAUUGACCGGCACCUUUCGUCCCAACGAAGCCUCCGAUAUUUUCAUGGGAAAUACGAAUCAGAAAGGAAAACGGAUCUCGGAUGACCCAUUCUUCUACGCGUUCAUGUGCCGAGGCCUUCUGCAUCGAACUUGUGCGCAAAUGUUGAGGAGGGCCCACACUUUGUUCCACUCGGCUCAAGAAGAGGGAUAUUCGAGGCCGUGGACGCAAAUCGAGGAUAAUCAGUUGAAGGGUGAGUAGAAUAGACUUUAAAUUGUGUGACUGACCGAAUAAUACGGCGACUAGACAGUGGAGGAAUAAGAAAAUCGAGCUAGGAUAUUAUACUUGAUAGCAUUUUCAGAUUUUUUUGAUUUUUUGGUUUCUUUUGCCAAAAAAUUGUCUAAAUUUAUCUGAAAUGUUAUCAAAAUUACAGAUCUUGCCCAGACGUACGGCCAACAAUGGGAGAAGAUUGGCCACAAAAUGAACAGACCCCGAUUUCAUUGCUAUCAAAGGUAUCAGAAAUUGGUCCAAGAAGAGAAAGUCACGGAGGAUGACCUCGCAGUCAAAGUGUUUUAUAGUAAGUAGAGGCUGAAUUGAUUUUUUAUUGAGUAUUUUAGCCCUUAUUUCACAACGAUUUGGCAAUGAUGCGAUGACUGUGGCCAUGAAGGAUCCGAAAGUAAUUAAGGCGUAUGAAGAAAAAGUUAAAUGGAAAAAGAUAGCCAAGAAGACGGGGUGGACAGUGGAGAAGUGCAAAGAGUAUUGGUAAGGGUUUCGUGAAUGAAGUUACAUUUUUUUGGAUAUUGUACUUGAUGGAAAUUGAUUUUUUUGUGAAUUGGGACCUUUAAGGGGGUGAAAUGGAUUUCCAAUCAUAGAAAAUGCCUUAAAAUGCAGAUUGUGUUAUAUUUUACAGAGAUUUAUAUUAUUUUAUGUAUAAAAAAUGUCAAAUUUGCGAUAUUUGACUGAUUUGGUCCUAUCUUCUUUCAGGGAAGAACUCAAAUCGGCCGUCAAGCAGUGCGUUGAUGAACAAGCCUCAACUGACCCGAAAUUGAUCAAACAAGCCCUUCCGGAAGCCCUACGACCAGCUGCUUUCAUCUACACUGCACCUCGAGUAAAGCACGCGUACUCGAAGAGGGAUGCCGCGGAAGCGCUAAAACUUUUCCUAAAAGCGGAAGAAGAGAAUUUGAUUAUCAAAUACAAAAAGAUUGGAAUUUAUAAGCGGUAGGUGCUUGGAUUUUUUUGUUUUGAAAGUUGGGUGUGUAGUAUAAUAUAAAUUUUUUGAUUUUUUAGACUUUUGGAGAGUGAGUCCCUUUCCCAGUACGAUGCGACGCAACGUCGACUGAUCGCCCGUCAUAUUUACUUUAUUAUUAUGCAAUGUGAAGCCAACGGCCUCUUUGAUUGCUUCCCCAAGGAUAAAUGCAGCUUUUAUUGUGAGUUUAUAUCACAAUUUUUUUUGUUGAAGAUCUUGAUAAAAUUUUUAUAUCUCAAUUUGACUUGAUUGUAGAUAAACUCGAAGCCAUCCAGCACCUCUUGGAGAAACGUGCCGAAAAAGAAGAGAAUAAGUCCGAUGAGUCCAGAGGAGACGACGGACUGGAACACUUUGGAAGUGUAGCUGCGGUCCUUCUGGAUUAUGUGGAAUCGAAGGGAUGGGAGCCAAGGACAAGGACCUUUCUGGUCCAUAAAUUGGACGGAGAAAAAAAUGAGGAAGAUGGAGAGGGUCAGGAAGAGGAACCUGAUGAUACUUCAUGGUAAGUAUGGAGUUUUUUUUUUAUUUUGGAAAUUUUUUUAUUAGUACUAGCCAGUCCGAGUAAUUUGCACAGUGCAAAAAUAAAAAAUUGCACGGUGCAAAGUGCAACUUUGUUUUUGCACAGUGCAUGUCGCUGGAGUCACUCUUAGCGUUUGCACUGUGCAGAAAACGUCAGAGUGCGAGCGACAGCCCAGAAAAAGACUUUUGCACGGUGCAAAGAGCAACAAAUUGCACAGUGCAAAGCGAACUUUUGUUUUUGCACAGUGCAUGUCGCUGGAGUCACUCUUAGCGUUUGCACUGUGCAGAAAACGUCAGAGUGCGAGCGACAGCCAGGAAAAGUCUUUUGCACGGUGCAAACAGAAACAAAUUGCACACUGCACUUUUGUUUUUGCACAGUGCAUGUCGCUGGAGUCACUCUUAGCGUUUGCACUGUGCAGAAAACGUCAGAGUGCGAGCGACAGCCCAGAAAAAGACUUUUGCACGGUGCAAAGUGCAACUUUGUUUUUGCACAGUGCAUGUCGCUGGAGUCACUCUUAGCGUUUGCACUGUGCAGAAAACGUCAGAGUGCGAGCGACAGCCCAGAAAAAGACUUUUGCACGGUGCAAAGAGCAACAAAUUGCACAGUGCAAAGCGAACUUUUGUUUUUGCACAGUGCAUGUCGCUGGAGUCACUCUUAGCGUUUGCACUGUGCAGAAAAGGUCAGAGUGCGAGCGACAAUCCUGAAAAAGAGAUUUGCACAGUGCAAAGUGCACUUUUGCACAGUGCAUUUGAGCGCCUUUGCGAACGGACUAUUAAUGAGUGUGAUGUGGUUAGAAUAUGACUUUUGAAAUUUUCAGGCUCAACGAGACGGGCGAGGCCGUUGAAUUCAAAAAGGGUGGCGUGAAACCGAAGCCGGAAGGUCUGCUGAAAUGGAAGAGGAAAAGGCCGUUGUUGAAUCCGGUGGAGGAUGAUUACUGGAAAUGUUUCUUGAACCCGAAUUAUUCAUCAACCCAGAAGGUUCCGGAAAAUGAGGAAAAGAAGGACGAUGAAGAAGAGGAAGACACAUCAAUAUCGGAGAGUAGGUCGAAGAGUGAAGGGGCCCGAAAAAAACGAAAAAGAAAUGAGUCUACUGACACAACCAGCUCAAAAAGCCCAAAGAAAGACAAGAGGAAAGACGAUGGAAAGGAUGGGAAUGGGGAUCAAGAUGGAGAAACAUCACCAACUAAAGGUGAACAUGAGGAUGAGGAAGAAGAAGAGACUUCAAUGAGUCAACGGCAUCGAAAAAAACAGCAGGACCAGUCCAUUGAAACAACCAGCUCAAAAAGCCCAAAGAAGGACAAGAAGAACCCGAAAGACGAUAGCAAAGAAGAUAAUGGAGAUCAUGACGGAGAAACAUCUCCAUCUAAAGGUGAACAUGACGAUGAGGAAGAAGAAGAGACUUCAAAAUCUGAUAGUAGAUCGAAGAAUGGCCGAGAUCGAAAAAAACAAGGGGGCCAGUCCAUUGACACAACCAGCUCAAAAAGCCCAAAGAAUGACAAGAAGAACCCGAAAGACGAUAGCGAAGAAAAGAAUAGAGAUCAAGACGGCGAAACAUCACCAACUAAUGAACAAAACGAUGAUGAAGAAGAAGAUACUUCAAAAUCUGAUAGUAGACCGAAGAAUGGCCGAAAUCGAAAAAAACGAAAAGCAGAUGAGUCCAUUGACACGACCAGCUCAAAAAGCCCAAAAAAGGCAAAAAAGUUAGGAAGGACGAUAGGAAAGAUUGGAAAACAGAUCAAAAAGGAAAAAACAUCUCCAUCUCAAGGUGGACAUGGUAAGUGUAAUGUAGUAAUUUAUUUUUUUGUUGGUUUUUGAGUUUAGUUUGAAGCAAAAAAAGGUGGAGAUGUAUAUGACCUAAUAAUGUCGUUUUUCAGACAAAAGUCGAGAUCUCGACGGCCUAGACGACUGA